AUAAAGCAUCUUUGUCUAGUCCGCCUGUAACCCGCACGUCUUUACGACCUUGGCGUAAACACUGGGUGCUAUACGCUUUAAAAACAAAUGCCUUAACAAAACUCUGUGAGUGAGCUAAGACUAUAUAGUAGCGAUAUAGAUAGCUUCAAAGGAAUGGAGAAGAAAGAGUCUAGUUUGCGUCAAACGACGUCAUGUCGGCUCGCGAUGGUGAUGGCGUUUAGCUUUGUGGCACUUGGCUUAUCGCUUGUUUGCAUCGCUUAUUUGGUUUUUAUGCCUGUGCAUGCGUGCGAGUGUAGCGGCAACGCUAAAAGAGAUGUGCUGGACGACACGCAUGGCCAUGGACCCUCGGCUACGCAUCGGAAUGUACUGGAUCAAGACGCUUCACAUAAUCGAAAGCGCAGGAACGAUUUAACGUCUCGACUGGCCCCCAUGUACCAACUGCAGAAUCAGAUUCAACGUCUUGAUGUGCAUGUCCGUUUAAUCCGUGAGGAACUGGAGAGAAGACGGUACUCAACAGGGCCCCGCGGUCCGGCUGGCUCCCCAGGCAUGCCGGGAAGAAAUGGCUUAGACGGAAGGCCUGGGAUGGACGGACCGAUGGGUAUGCCGGGAAGGGACGGCACUAACGGUAAAGAGGGCUCUCCAGGACCACCAGGUGCACCGGGGCCCCCAGGCGUUAACGGACUCCAGGGACUUCAGGGCGAAAGAGGUCCUAUCGGCCCGAAAGGCUUGAUGGGAGACAAAGGCGUGCAAGGCUUGCCGGGACCAAAGGGUGACCGCGGGCCAACCGGCCUGUCUGGUGAAAACGGGGAACCAGGAGCACGUGGGGACACGGGACGAAAAGGAGAGAAAGGCGACAAGGGAGUCGCAACUUGUUACGUCACAAAGCGAGGCAGAAGGACUCCAAAGCCAUGCUACCUGGCCUCCUAUAUGGAUGAUGACGAUAGCAGUUGGGAGAGUGACUCUGCUAGGGCCACGGGCGUGGUGUACACGCGGUGGGGACGAACUACAUGUCCUCAAGGGGGUGCCCGCUCUAUAUACUCAGGUCAAGCCGCCGCAACAAGCCAUGGUAAGGGUCGGACCGGAGGCUCCAGCUUUGAAUGCAUGCCGAAUAGACCCUGGUUCUUCGGCCAACGAGCUCCUUCCGACCCCAUACGAAACUCAUCUGUGGUACCUCAACACCCCGAGCAAGAGACCGAUCUCAAGGCCACCUUCUUUUACGUCACGUGCGCGCGUUGCCUUGUGAAGACGCGCAGUAUCCAAGUGAUGCUCCCUGCACGGAAGGAGUGCUAUAAAGGAUGGCAUCGAGAAUAUGACGGGUUCUUGGGCGUUCAGAUCAACAGAAAAGACCACAAAGAAAUGAUUUGCAUCGACCGCGACGCGCUCUCCAUGUUCUCCGCUAACGACUUUGUCCAGGCCCUCCGCGCCGACUGCGACUCGUUCUCAUGCCCUCCAUACACGCGCGGCGAGAGGCUACCGUGUGUAGUUUGCACAAUGUAAACCGGAAACUUAUAAUUGCUAUCCUCGUGAAGCUGCCUAAGUUAGCGGUGUACUAGCACAUGUAAUCAUUUUUCAAACCAAAUAGCUAUUACUGUAUGCCUCAACCAGACCAGGCUCUAAGCGGUCCAGUACUUUUUUCUUGCAGCUUUCAUGUUAAGUGAUUAACUCUGACCUAGACAGGGUCUAGACCGGGAACUAUGAAGGCACAGGUAGCCAAGUCUAACGUACGAGAUGGCUAAACAAUAAGAUUCCCGGAUGUAAAUAUAGCACUCAAUUGUAAUCUUGCGGGAAAUAAAAAAAAAAAACUAUA
This is a messenger RNA of Nematostella vectensis (starlet sea anemone), 1807 nucleotides long. RefSeq names its product short-chain collagen C4. Lineage: Eukaryota; Metazoa; Cnidaria; Anthozoa; Actiniaria; Edwardsiidae. The record is from RefSeq and is a predicted model, not a curated record. The transcript is spliced from 5 exons. Bases 154 to 1497 code for a protein of 447 amino acids.